UAGGAUGGUCCGGAUCUCACUGUGCUGCUCCCAGGCUCUGCUUCCCUAUUUUGUCACAGCUAUGUCCUGCCAUCCUGCCCCCUCCAGCGCUUUCAUUGCUUCAGGCUACACGGACAACAAAGGAGUUCAAGCACUUUGAGCCCUGAGUACACACAGUGGAGCAAGCGGAAGGAGCUGGAGCAUUGAGGACCCACAGGAGAACAGACAGAAUUGCCAAACCUGCCUUCAGAACUUGCUCCACCUCUACAACCAGUCAGGGCGUUCUACUUUCAACUCCCACCGGGUUCCUCUUUCGGACACAAACGAUGCACUCAGCUCUCAUUGGACACCAGAGAAACCAAUCAGUGACACAGAGGUUACAAGUAGAGCAGUUGACAGGAAUCGCUUCUACACCCUUCACAGGCCCUUGUACUGAGGACAAUGUCUUCUUCCUGGCUCAAGUUGUUGGUUAGAGCCAUAGUUCUUCUGGUCCAGACACAGGCUAUCCUUGUCUCCCCUGCCUUCUCCUAGGACCCUGGUCCCUGGAUGAGGGUCGGUGUCUCACUGCUGGCCUCCCCCAGGCUCGCACUCCCUGCGGUAUUUCUACACCGCUGUGUCCCGGCCCGGCCUCGGGGAGCCCCGGUUCAUCGCCGUCGGCUACGUGGACGACACGCAGUUCGUGCGCUUCGACAGCGACGCGGAGACACCGAGGAUGGAGCCGAGGGCACCAUGGAUGACGCAGGAGGAGCCGGAGUAUUGGGAUAGGGAGACGCAGAAAGCCAGGAACACAGGGAAGAACUUCAAACUGAACCUCAAGACCCUGCUUGGCUACUACAAUCAGAGUGACAACCAACCUCACACUCUGCAGUGGAUGUAUGGCUGUGACCUGGGUCCAGAUGGACGCCUGCUCCGUGGGUACUGUCAGGAGGCCUAUGAUGGCCGGGAUUAUAUCUCCCUGAACGAGGACCUGCGCUCCUGGACCGCAACUGACGCGGCCUCUCAGAUCUCUAAGCGCAAGUCAGAGAAGGCAGAGGAGGCUGACCACCAGAGAGCAUACCUGCAGGGCCUCUGCAUACACUGGCUCCAUAGAUACCUGCAGCUGGGGAACGCGACCCUGCUGCGCUCAGACCCCCCAAAGGCACAUGUGGCCCAUCAUCCUGGACCUAAAGAUGAUGUCACCCUGAGGUGCUGGGCCCGGGGCUUCUACCCUGCUGACAUCGCCCUGAUCUGGCAGAGGGAGGAAGAGGAACAGACUCAGGACAUGGAGCUGGUGGAGACCAGACCUUCUGGAGAUGGAACCUUCCAGAAGUGGGCAUCUCUGGUGGUUCCUUCUGGGGAGGAGCACAAAUACACAUGCCAUGUGCACCAUGAGGGGCUGCCUGAGCCCCUCACCCUGAGAUGGGAGCCUCCUCAGUCCACGGUCCCCAUCAUGGCAGCAGUCAUUGCUGGUCUGGUUCUCCUUGGAGCUGUGAUCAUUGGAGCUGUGGUGGCUGUUGUGAUGAAGAGGAGGAGAAACACAGGUGGAAAAGGAGGCUAUUAUCAUGUUGUAGCUUUAGACAUCUGCCUCGUGGGACUGAGUAAGGGCUGACUCAGGAAACACCAGAUCUCUGGGGAUGAUGAAGAUCUGCAAAAGCCACUCCUACCAACCAGUACACUGACCCUGAGUUCCUUUCCAGGACCAAGCUUCCUGUUCCCAAUACUAACAGGAGAGACUCUAUUAAUAAAUAAAGCUUGCUUGAAUAUCAGAGCAAAGCAGCCAUGUUUGCCAGCCAUAGAGGCCAGGCAGUGGUGGCACACACCUUUAAUCCCAGCAGCCACACUAGGUAGCCAUAGAGGCCAGGUGGGGGUGGUGCAUGAUUUUAAUCCCAGCACUAGAGAGGGAUAUAAAAUAGGAGGAGACAGAUCUCAGCCCAGUCUCAGUCUGAAUCUGAGGAUUCCUGGAGGCAGAAUCACCCAUUUUUGGUCUGAGGUAGAGGUUAGAGCCAAUGACUGGCUGCUUUGCUUUUCUGAUCUUCAUCUUGAACUCCGAUAUCUGUCUCUGGGUUUUUAUUAUUCAUGCAACAGGGGACAAGCUCCAUCUUGCCACCUCCAUGCUACUUGACUUCCCUACUGAAAAUAAGAAUCUGAUUCUUAGCCGGGUGUUUCCCAUUGUCGCUGUCUCCGGCAAAUGGAAACAGUUUCAGCCAUGUAAAGCAGCAGUGUUCUGCAGUGUCAGCGACCACUCCACAGAUGUGUGUGCUCCGUGUGUGACAUACUUUCAUUCCUGCAGGUAGCCCACGCUAUGAGCCCACCAUCCCUCCUAUGUCAAUUUAGGUUGUUUUUAAAAAAGGGGAAGAGGGGCUGAAGAGACGGCAUGAACAGUCACGGGACUUUACCUGUGUCUAUUUAUCACUAGUCAUCUAGUUUCUUUACUGUUCACACAAGGCCACUAAAGGACCGGGGUGCAGGGUGGCUGGAGAGAUGGCUCAGUGGUUGAGCGUUUGCUGCUCUUCCAGGAGACCCGACUUCAACUCCAGCAGCUCCUGAAACCCCAGCUCCAGGGGACCUGAUACUCUCCUCUGGGCUUCAUGGACACUA
Alexandromys fortis (reed vole) is the source of this 2556-nucleotide messenger RNA. RefSeq names its product H-2 class I histocompatibility antigen, D-37 alpha chain-like. The coding region runs from base 692 to 1567 and encodes 291 amino acids. The transcript has 8 exons. Gene Ontology annotation, molecular function: peptide antigen binding; signaling receptor binding. Gene Ontology annotation, cellular component: external side of plasma membrane. Gene Ontology annotation, biological process: antigen processing and presentation of endogenous peptide antigen via MHC class I via ER pathway, TAP-independent; immune response; positive regulation of T cell mediated cytotoxicity. Lineage: Eukaryota; Metazoa; Chordata; Mammalia; Rodentia; Cricetidae. The record is from RefSeq and is a predicted model, not a curated record.